Oppiella nova is the source of this 720-nucleotide messenger RNA. The record is from the annotation of a GenBank genome assembly. Lineage: Eukaryota; Metazoa; Arthropoda; Arachnida; Sarcoptiformes; Oppiidae.
AUGGCCGAGCGAAAAGCCGUCAAUAAGUACUACCCGCCCGACUGGACCCCCGCCAAGGGCUCCAUCAAUAAAUACCGGGGAAGCCAUCCAUUGCGGGACAGAGCGCGCAAACUGCAUGAGGGGAUACUCAUCAUCAGGUUUGAGAUGCCGUACAAUAUUUGGUGCAAUGGCUGUAAUAAUCACAUCGGAAUGAGUGUCCGCUUUAACGCCCAGAAGUCGAAGACAGGGAUGUAUUACUCGACGCCUAUCUAUAAGUUCCGAAUGAAAUGUCAUUUGUGUGACAAUCACUUCGAGAUGCAAACGGAUCCCAAGAAUUUGGAUUACGUUAUAUUGAAUGGCGCCCGAAGACAGGAACUCCGAUGGGAUCCCAAAGAGAACGAACAGGUGGUCCCCGAAGACAAGGACGUGUCCAAGAAGUUGGCCACAGAUUCCAUGUUUAAACUCGAACACGAAGUCGAGGAUCAGGCGAAGGCUAAGAGUGUGGCGCCAGUCAUACAGGAGUUGGAAGUGUUUCAGAAGAGAUGGAAAGACGACUAUUCGUUCAAUAGAGCCAUUCGGCAGACAUUCCGAACUAAGAAAAAGGAAUUGAAAGGCAUUUCAGACACCGAUCGCUCACUACUGAAGAAGUCAUCGCUUCCCUUGUCUAUGAAGUUAUUUCCCGAAUCCAAAGACGAUUCAAAGUUAGCACAACUUAUAAAACUGGAGUCAACACAAAGUUAG